Suillus subalutaceus is the source of this 1410-nucleotide messenger RNA. RefSeq lists its product as uncharacterized. The transcript is spliced from 7 exons. NCBI's taxonomy places the organism in Eukaryota, Fungi, Basidiomycota, Agaricomycetes, Boletales, Suillaceae. The coding region runs from base 1 to 1410 and encodes 469 amino acids. The record is from RefSeq and is a predicted model, not a curated record.
AUGGAACUUGAAUUGGAAAACAUCAUUGGUAUUGUUAAGACACUCUUACAAAAGUACAAACAUGCCAAAAAGGGCAUUGAUGACACUAAGGUGCCAUUUGAAAAGCUUACAUGUGCUUUGGAAGUCAGCAAAGUCUUAUCAUGGGAGAAAGAUGAGAAGCAGGCUAUGGACCAAUGCAGAGAGCAUCUUGAUAUAUACCAGCUAAAAAUAGAUAAAGGAAAGAAAUCUCAGCCUAAUGAUGACGGCCCUCCUUCUGGGAGUGACAAGGGCAAGAUCUACGCAGUAAUCGCCAAACAUAUAUUCCAGAAGGAUGAGAUGUAUAAGUCCAUGUAUGCUGAGGAUCAGGCAAAGUUCACGCAGGCCGUGGGCAACCAUCUCACUUAUCUCAAGGGGAAAUAUAAGACUAAUCAUACGCGCUUCAAGCAGACAGGGGCUGGAAUCAAUCCAGAGGAUCCUGGCGCUGCAGUCAAUCUGCUAGCACAAGUUUUAAAUGACUUCCCGUGGUAUGAGGAUCUUGAUGAAAUCUGGAGGGAUAACCCUGCGUAUGCUGCCAAAACCUUCUUGUCUGCUCCUGCAAAGGAAAAGAAAAAGCCCCCCCCUCCUGAUCCUGACGGUUACAUCGAAGAUUCGAUGGCCGUCAUUGACAAUGCUCCCAACACUUGUGAUGUUGAAGAUGAGCGUGUUGACAGUGCUGCCAAUCCUUCGUGCAGCGUCAAAACUAACCUACCCUAUGAUACCACGGAACCUGUCAUCAACGACGACUUCACCAUGGAAGUAGAGCGUGAAGAAGGACUUACGAUCCAGCCAUCCCUCUCUAACAAACGCCCGCUCUCCUCCCCCUCACCGCCCCCUACACACACUCAUAAUCGCUCGUCUCACGGUACAUUCAAAAACCACGCCGAUUGUGCAAUGGGCCGUGGACCCAUCCACUCACCGAAACCACCAUCAUCCAUUGCAUCGUCUUCCAUGAGGACAACGGCAUGCACACACUCUACAUCAUUGGGGCUUUUGUCGCCGACUUCCUCCUCACACCAACCAAGCACCAUGCUCAAAGAUAGCGGUGCAAAAAAAUCUCACCUUGGGAAGAACGUUGGGUCGGAGGUCGACGGUGUCUGUGGGCAAGUCAAGAUGCUAACCAACAAUAUGUCAUAUGUAUAUACCGUGAAGGCAGCAGCGUCGGAAUACAAGAUCGCCAAGGUCAAUGCUCUCCGUCAGGGACAUGAGCUCGACUUCCAACGUGAGAAAGCUGAGAUCGAACGCACCAAGGCCAUCGUCGUACAUCAGCGCUGUCAAGAGUCCAAGACUCUUGACCUUCAAGUUCUCAAAGCUCAGGCUAAGGUUCAUGCUGAGAGAAAAGCCGCCCUUCAGCUCGAAAUUGAGCUUAUCAAAUUGAAGGGAGGUGCUGAUUAG